Molecule: messenger RNA, 1208 nt
Organism: Rhipicephalus sanguineus (brown dog tick)
Lineage: Eukaryota; Metazoa; Arthropoda; Arachnida; Ixodida; Ixodidae
Exons: 1
Coding region: 51-1208 (385 amino acids)
Molecular function (GO): nucleic acid binding; zinc ion binding
Source: RefSeq, a predicted model, not a curated record
UCGGUGGUUCAGUCAUUCUGCUUCUGGACACGGACGCGUGCAGACGCAGGAUGGCUGGCUCGUCAAGAGCUGUGAAAGCGGUCGACGCUGGCCGCGGUUUCUCGUGCACAUCAUUGCCCAAGGACUACCGUGUAAUUCUGCCACCGUUGCCAUCAGGAGAAGGACUCAGACGCACACUGGUUCUGCACUGCGACAUCGCAGGGCGCCCGUAUGGGAUAAAUGACUUUCGAAAGCCGCUCAAGGAACUCGGCACCAUUCAACAGGUGAGCGGCAUAGGAGCGUAUCAGAUGUCGCACGUUUGGCUCCUUAACGUGAAGACAGAUGAGGCCAAGAAGACACUUUUGAACGCUGGCAUAUUGUCCGUGAAAGACCGACCUUGCCUCGUCGUCGAUCCAGAAAGGCAAGAGGUUCGCUUUAAGUUGCACUGGGUAGCCUUCGACGUCAACGCAGAGACUGUACGGCGUGCAUUCCGGGAGUACGGUGAAGUUAAAGAAGUCAUCAGCGACAAGUGGAGAGAUGAGGACUUCGAAGGAGUUGAGUCAACUACAAGAUUCGUUCGGCUUUUACUAAAGGAAGGCGUUACUACUGAUCGUAUACCGCACCAAAUGCGUCUCGGCAGCGGUACCGCAUUGGUGGUCGUGCCAGGACGAGCGCCGCUGUGCCUGCGUUGCCGGAACACCGGACACAUUCGUCGCGAUUGCAGAGUGCCCAGAUGCGCUGGUUGUCGCGCCUUUGGACACGAGCAGAUGGAUUGUACUCGUUCCUACGCCAGCGCAGCAAGUCGAGGAACGAAUGCUGAUCAGAGUGAACUACUCAUGGAUGAAGAAGAAGCAGAGAAGGCCGCGGCGUCUGAGGAGACGGUGGAAGCGUCUGAGACAGUGGUGACCAACGAAAGCAAGGUGGCGGAAUCUAAACAAGAUACAGGCGAAACGACGGAGGUGGACACCGUGGUGAAUCAGCGUUCCACUGGGAUGCAGAUCCAAGACAGGCUUGAACCAGUUGACCGCCCUGAUGCCACGGUAGACAUGGAGACAACGGAGACCAUGCCAGCCAAACGACGUCUGAACGAGGGAGACGCGGCGUCCCAGCAGCGUCCGACCCAGGAAGAGCAAGGGCAGUGGCGAGUGGCUGGUCCCAAAAAGCCUCGGGGUGCCGGCCGUCUGCGUUCGUCGUCGCUUUCACGCGGCGGCGAUGGGACGACGCCUUGA